GGGGCGGGUCGUGUCGAUGUAGUCCACUUCCUGCUUCUCUGCCCUGGUUUCGCCUGAACAGCUGCAUCAGCUCCUUUAUCCGACGAAGAGACACAAUGUCACAUCAAACGGGCAUUCAAGCGGGUAAUGAUGUGAAGGACGUCUUUGCCAGCGCCAGGAGCGGCGACCAAUAUCGAGUUUUAAAGAUUGUCAUCGAUGGCGAGCAACUGACGAUGGACACCACCAGGAAAGCGUCAAAGAAGUGGGACCAGGAGUACGACUCCUUGGUGCUGCCCCUCCUGGAAGACGACGUGCCCUGCUAUAUUCUGUACCGGCUGGACUCCAAAAACAACCAGGGCUAUGAGUGGAUCUUCCUGGCCUGGUCACCGGACACCUCCAUUGUGCGACAUAAAAUGUUAUAUGCUGCCACCAGAGCCACAGUGAAGAAGGAGUUUGGAGGAGGGCUCAUCAAGGAUGAGAUCUUCGGCACCGCAAAGGAUGAAGUGACUCUCAUCGGAUACAGGAAAUAUCUGACCUUGCAGGCUGCUCCCCUGCCCCUCACUGCUGCAGAGGAGGAACUGAGAAAGAUUAAGCUAAAUGAGGUGCAGACGGACAUCAGUGUGGACACCAAGCAGCAGACUCUGCAGGGAGUGGCCUUCCCCGUUCACAAAGACGCGGUUGCGGCGCUCGAACGUUUCAGGGACAAAAGAAUCAAUUACGUACAACUGGAAGUAGACGCUAAACAGGAGCUGAUUCGGUUGUGCAACACUGAGCCGACAGAGUUGAAAGACCUGCCAUUGAGAAUCCCUAAAGAAUCUGCACGUUACCACUUCUUCCUCUACAAACAUUCCCACGAAGGCGACUACUUACAGUCCACAGUAUUCAUUUAUUCUAUGCCCGGGUACAACUGCAGCAUCCGAGAGAGGAUGCUGUAUUCCAGCUGCAAAAAUCCCUUGGUGGACAUGGUGGAGAACGAUCUCCAGCUUGAGAUUGAGAAAAAGUUGGAGAUCGACGAUGGGGAUGAGUUGACUGGUGACUUCCUGUACGAGGAGGUGCAUCCCAAGCAGCACGCACACAAGCAGGCCUUCGCCAAGCCCAAGGGCCCCGGGAAGAGGGGGGGCCGCCGCAUCACCCGGCCACCCGCAGAGGAGGAGCAAGAUUAAACAGGCCACCUCCACCCCCGGAGCACGCUGCACAGUGGAGCAUUCCUGCGAUUGGGGGGAAAUCAUAUUUGACACGCUUGUUUAUUAAAAGAAUAAAAAAAACAACAACAACUACAAAGUUCCCCAGAGACCCAACUAUGCACGCCAAGGACAACUGAGCAAUGUCACACUUCAGAAGUUCCAUUUGUAGCUUGCCAAAUGGAAACAUAUGUAUGUAUGUUAGCACAGUCGCAAGAACUAAUUUACAAUGAUUCAAAGAGUCCCAAAAAAAGUGUUAGUGCGACUAAUGUGAACUUGCGCCAAUAUGAUAAAAUCCCUCAUUUUGAGUUCACGUGCUCAAAUUCUUAACUUGCAUUCCUUAAGACUAUGUCAAUUAAUGUUUCCGUGUCUAAUGUGUUGAACAUUCGUCUCCUACUGUUUGUGCGACGCGGUGCUCCAAAGCAGAACAUAUAUAAUUAUCCCACUUGCGUCUUAUUGAUUUAACAGUGCAUUUUAUAUUGGAAAAUUGACUUCUUUUUUGAUAUAACUGUGGUUUACAUGAACAAAAAAAAAAA
Cyclopterus lumpus (lumpfish) is the source of this 1696-nucleotide messenger RNA. RefSeq names its product twinfilin-1-like. Gene Ontology annotation, biological process: positive regulation of neuron projection development; actin filament depolymerization; barbed-end actin filament capping. Gene Ontology annotation, cellular component: myofibril; actin filament; cytoplasm. Bases 96 to 1142 code for a protein of 348 amino acids. The record is from RefSeq and is a predicted model, not a curated record. Lineage: Eukaryota; Metazoa; Chordata; Actinopteri; Perciformes; Cyclopteridae. The transcript is spliced from 9 exons. Gene Ontology annotation, molecular function: actin monomer binding; actin filament binding.